Saccostrea cuccullata (small rock oyster) is the source of this 1869-nucleotide messenger RNA. RefSeq names its product GPI mannosyltransferase 2-like. The record is from RefSeq and is a predicted model, not a curated record. Gene Ontology annotation, molecular function: GPI mannosyltransferase activity; alpha-1,6-mannosyltransferase activity. The transcript is spliced from 3 exons. Gene Ontology annotation, biological process: GPI anchor biosynthetic process. Gene Ontology annotation, cellular component: mannosyltransferase complex; endoplasmic reticulum membrane. The coding region runs from base 63 to 1646 and encodes 527 amino acids. Lineage: Eukaryota; Metazoa; Mollusca; Bivalvia; Ostreida; Ostreidae.
CUUGUACUAGCGAGAUCCAAUCACUUCUCGUUUUAUAAAUUCAUUUCGGCUCAACAGCCAACAUGGCUGUUCUUGAUAGACUGGAAAGAAAAAUUACAAUAUUUGCGAUUCAGACUCGUUGUAUUUUACUUUUUCUACAGAUUGUGUUUAAUACUUUAUUUCCUGACCACGAUGCAGAUGUUUUCAAUCCUCCAACAAACUCUGUUGUUGUAAGUGGAGCUGUGGACAAAAUUGCUGAAAGAGCAUUAAGUGGACUUAAUCGCUGGGAUGCAGUGUAUUUCAUGCACAUAGCAGAGCAUGGCUAUAUUUAUCAAAACAGUCUAGCAUUUUUCCCUUUGUUUCCUUUUUUAGUCAGAGUCACUGCAAAUACCCUGUUUUAUCCUUUGCAGUUUUUAUUAAUUUACAGAAAUGUAUUAAUGAUUUCAGCAUUAUUUUGCAAUGUGUUUCUGUUUAUACUAACAGUGAAAUUAUUAUUUAGACUUGGUUGUAAUGUUUUAGGAAACACAUAUAUAGCAUACAAAGCUUGCCUCUUGUUUUGUAUAAACCCAGCCAGCAUAUUUAUGAUAGCUUCUUAUUCUGAAAUUUCAUACUUUUUCUUUGUGGUAAAUGGACUUGUAAAUUUUGAAAGCAGUAGUAAGAUAUCAAGUGUCUUCUGGUUUGCUUUAGGCACACUAGCUAGAUCUAAUGGCUUGAUGAACUUUGGGUUUAUACUUUAUGAGAGUUUUAUUUUCUUGAUAAAAAAUCUUAAGACUUUCAUAUCAGGUUUUUCUAAAGAGGAUAGCAAAAAUAUUUCCCUGUCUUUUAGAUUUUUUUCCUAUUUAAAUAUUGCUCUUGUGCAGUUGAUAUAUUUGUUAAUUCUCAUAUCUUUGUUCAUUGUGCCAUUUAUUUUAUAUCAAACCUAUUACAUCAAUGCAAUGUUUUGUAAAACCGAUAGCAGCAAGUUGUUAGACAUUCCUGACUUUUUGAUUGUGUAUGGGCAAGAAAGAGACUAUCAUAUUAUAGGAGAAAAUAUACCUCCCUGGUGUAACUCCUCCAUCUCUUUAUCUUAUGGUUAUGUGCAGAGUUCUCAUUGGGGGGUAGGGUUUAUGAAAUAUUAUGAAUUUAAACAAAUUCCAAAUUUCUUACUCGCCAUGCCAGUGACUUUACUUAGCAUUGGUUGUGUGUUGUCAUAUUACAAAUGGAACAAGAGGACAUGCCACACUCUUGGAAUUGAGACAGAAAUAUCAGAUUUUAAAAAAAGUGAUGAAGGAGGCAGAUGUGUUUGGAAUAAUCACCGAAUUCUUCCUUAUGUCGGCCAUAUUCUGGUGUUGACAGUGUUUGGGUGGAUAUUUGUUCAUAUUCAGGUGCUGACAAGACUGCUGUUUUCGGCCUCGCCCGUUCUGUACUGGUUCUCGGCCUACUGUACAACAGGGGAGACUCAGACCAAGGUUCCCGUCAGGAACAAGUAUGACGUCAUGAAAAAAUCCGAGGACAUUUCUAACGUGGAGAGAGUAGAGAAUCUCCAGCACUCAGUGAAAAAUAUCAUCACAGACCAGAUCAUGAAUUUCAGCCAGCAAACAUUUGUUACUAAAUUAAUUUUGGCUUAUUUUCUGAUUUAUUUUGUUGUUGGCACUUUUAUGUAUUGUAACUUUCUACCUUGGACAUGAUGCCCAUAUUCUUUGUUCAUUUUUUAAUUGUUUAGAAAUAUUGUUAUAUAUAACUUUGUACCAAAACAAACGGGGCAUUUUCCUUACACUUUUUUUUCUUGUUGUUGAAGCUGUUUCUUAUACAUAUAUUGGUAUCUCAUUUGAUGAUUUGUGUUAUAAUAUGGGUAUCUUCUAAAAUCAUUUAAUAUGAGUGCAACAAUAACUUAAACUGCCAUGGUGUGUU